This is a messenger RNA of Spinacia oleracea (spinach), 745 nucleotides long. RefSeq names its product protein SUPPRESSOR OF QUENCHING 1, chloroplastic. The record is from RefSeq and is a predicted model, not a curated record. Lineage: Eukaryota; Viridiplantae; Streptophyta; Magnoliopsida; Caryophyllales; Amaranthaceae. The transcript has 4 exons. The coding region runs from base 166 to 408 and encodes 80 amino acids.
GAGUUCGAGGAAGAGAAAGCUAGUCACCGACGUUGAAGAUGGUCUUGUCGUUGACGCUCAAUUCGACGACACUCCUCCCCACCUCCGCCAACUCGCUGCCGUCUCUCAGUCCGGCGACCUCCCUUCCCUCCGCCUCGCUCUCAAGAGAUCAAUUUUGUCAAUGACAUGGUCGGCACACUUGCUGGCAAUGGUACAAAGGGCUCUGAUUACAAAGGAGGAAGAAGGGGAACGUCUCAGCUCCUCAAUUCUCCGUGGGAUGUCUUUUAUGAUCCUGUCAGAGAAAAGGUUUACAUAGAAAUAGCUGGCCAACAUCAGAUCUGGGAACACAAUCUAUCAGACGAAACCAACAUAGCUUUUAGUGGUGAUGGUUAUGAAAGAAACUUGAAUGGUUCAAGUGGAUUAAAGUGAAGGAAUGCUAGCACCUUUCUCCUCAACAACUACCCUAUACACACUACCUAGAUGAGGAGACUACCCCAUCUGGUGCUCUAGCAAGAGGAGUUUACUUGGCAAAGCUCGGGGUAAGAUAUCCAUUGCAUACUUAAGCACGAAAUAUGUUGACGUGUAUAUCUACUUUAUUAUUUUAAGGACUUGUGAUCAGACAAAAAAUGCAGAACAAACUACAAUAAACUCCCAGUAAUAUUUACCAUACAUUUCCUCUAUCUAAUCUGCUUAAUUUAUAAAGCUUGAACUAUUGUACCUUAACUAGCUAUUUUUUUCUUCUUAUUACGGAUUAUUAUUCUAAUAA